Messenger RNA from Cladocopium goreaui, 504 nucleotides. The record is from the annotation of a GenBank genome assembly. Lineage: Eukaryota; Dinophyceae; Suessiales; Symbiodiniaceae.
AUGGCUAUUUGGCAGGCACACAUUAAACCCGUGGGCAAGGGUGGUGCCUUCAACUCAAAGUCUUCAUGGCAGACACCAGUUAAAGGUGCCGACAAAGGUGGCAAGGGCGGCGGCAUGAUGAAUACCAUGGGCAAAGGUGGCAAGGGUGGUGGUGCUAAGGGCCCUUUGAUGAUGAUGGCGGCCCUGAUGAAAGGCAUGAAGGGCAAAGGCAAGGGCAAGGGCAAGGGGAAGAAUACAUCUCGAGGGAAAGGCCAUACUCUUCCAAGAGAAAGAGUCUCAGAGACUCCUAUGAUUGGAGAGGUCUUGGAGUGGAAGGGGAAGUAUGGUUGGAUAAAGCCUCAGGAGCCCAUUGAGCACGAAAAGGCCAGCAGGCAUGGUGGCAAGCUUUUUGUGAGCCAGGCGGACCUGGUAGGCGUCACUGAGCUGUCAAGUGGCCGGCUCGUGCAGUUUCAGUUGUUUGAGGACUCGUCUGGCCUUGGGGCAGAAGAAGUGCUCCAAGCGUGA